Messenger RNA from Capsella rubella, 777 nucleotides. RefSeq names its product protein LURP-one-related 2. The coding region runs from base 49 to 702 and encodes 217 amino acids. The record is from RefSeq and is a predicted model, not a curated record. The transcript is spliced from 2 exons. Lineage: Eukaryota; Viridiplantae; Streptophyta; Magnoliopsida; Brassicales; Brassicaceae.
AAGAAGCUAAAACUAUACUAUCUACCAGAGUCAGAAAUUAAAUAAAGCAUGCAAAUAUAUAAUCCGAUACCUCCGGUGAAAACCAUGGUGAAGAUUUAUCCUCACCUGGCGUUUCCGGUGGAUUCGGGUGUAGUACAAGACAAGAAGUUGAUGUACUUAACGAAGGAGCAAGAGAGCUUCACGAUUUGGAUGAAGUCUUUGGUGUUCCAUAGCAAAGGCUGCACAGUGUUUGAUUCCAAAGGAAGCUUAAUCUAUCGAGUGGACAACUAUAACUCCAAGAGUUGCGGUAAUGACGUUUUCUUUAUGGAUUUAUGCGGGAAAGUUUUGUUUACUUUACGUCAUAAGAAAUUGGGAUUAUUCAAAUCUUGGGAAGGAUAUAACUCAACAGGGACAAAAUUUCGACUAAAAAAGAAUUUCAAGAUUCUGCCAAAUGGUUCAUCUUCGUCUUACAAAGUUGUAAUGGGAUCGCUCAUAGCUGAUGAUGAUCCACGAUCGUUUUAUAAAAUCGUAAACCGCGGAUCCGUUUUCGCAAUAAAGGAUAGAUCAGGAAGAUUAAUGGCCGAAGUUAGAAAUAAACAAUCGGAAGUUAGCGGUUUGGAUCUUGGAAGAGAUGUUAUGACAAUGGUGGUGGAGCCACAAGUAGAUCAUUCUUUAAUAAUGGGCAUUGUUAUAGCUUAUAAUCUUACCAAAUGUAAAUUGUGAUAAUUAUUUGGGUGAGGGUGUACGUAACUUUAAUCAGAGCUGUUAUAUAGUCUUGAAGUUAAACAUUGGCAUAAA